GAUUUGCUUUUGAUUAUUUCUUUUGCUUUAAAGUGACAUUUGCCUAACGUUACUUUCUCUUGAUAAUUAAAUGUUAGUAUGACAGUUAGUUAAUUGUUUGUUACUCUCCUUGGACCAGGUAGACCUUGUGGUCAUCUUGUUGUUCUCUUUUUUCUUUUUCCUUCUCUCUAACUGAAUCAAUUCACUGCAGACUUGAAAUCUUCUCAUCUGUUUAUUUUUCAUCUUUGUUUUAGUGUUUAUCCGUUGGUAUUUUCGUUAAAUUUGGUUGAUCAUUUCAUCAAAUCAUUUGACAUUUAACUUGAUUUGACUUGUUUUUCAAAUUGGUUGGUUCCCUUUCCAUCAAGUGUCAACUAGCAAAAUCCCAAAGGAAAGACAAUUACUACUGAUUCCAUUUUCCUCUUAAUUGUAUACUAGUCGGUUAAUCAUCUACUUUGACAACUCCCUUCACCAUUUACCUUAAUCAAUGCAUGUAAGCAGUUCACCAUCAAGUAAUGUUGGCAGUAGUGGUGACAAAAGUGGAACCACCGGUGAUUCUGGUCCAUCAAAUGGUUUACUUUACUUAACCUUUAAUCAAGAUCAAACCUGCUUUGCUUGUGGUAUGACCAAUGGCUAUCGUGUCUAUUCAACUGACCCAUUAAAGGAACAGAAAAAGUUAACACCUAAAGAAGGAGGUUUCGGUAUUGUUGAGCUUUUCCUCCGAUCAAAUUAUGUGGCUCUUGUGGGUGGUGGAAACAAACCCAUGUAUCCCGCUAACGAAGUUGUCAUUUGGGAUGAUUUGAAGAACAAAUCAGUGAGCCAUCUCAAAUUUUCCAGUGAAGUUAAAGCAGUCAAAUUACGUCGAGAUCGAAUCAUUGUGGUACUUGAAACUCUCGUAAAGGUUUAUGCCUUUGGAAAUGUUUCUCAAGAGAAAAACGUAUUUGAAACAUGUUCCAAUCCGAAAGGUAUUUGUUCAGUUUGUCCACAAGAUAACAAUUCAUUAUUAGCAUUUCCAUCUCGAAAAAUUGGACACAUAAGUUUAGUCGAUUUUAUCAAUGCCGAUAAACCGAUAAUUGACAUUUCUGCUCACAAAACGCCUUUGAGUUGCAUGGCUUUGAAUCUGCCAGGAACAAGACUUGCAACGGCGUCGGAAAAGGGAACAUUGAUCAGAAUUUUCGAUACAACUACUGGUAACAUGUUGAAUGAACUGAGACGAGGAGCAAAUCAAGCAACUAUUUAUUGUAUCAACUUCAAUUUCAAUGCUUCUCUUUUAUGUGUCUCAAGUGACCACAGUACUGUCCAUAUAUUUGCCGUUGAUGCCAAAGAAAAUAAGCAAUCGGGAUUAUCUUCAGCAUCAUUUUUAUCCAAUUAUUUCAGUUCUAAUUGGAGUUUUUCAAAGUUCUCUGUGCCAGUUGGUUCUAAAUGUAUCUGUGGUUUUGGAGCUGAUCCUAACUCGGUGAUAGCAAUUUGCUCCGAUGGAAGUUAUUACAAAUUCAUUUUUAAUUCUAAAGGCGAAUGUACCAGGGACAGAUAUGCACAAUUUUUAGAAUCAAAUGAAGAUGCUACUUCAUCAUAACCUCGAAUAUACUCUAAUUAUCCUCUUCUCUUCCUCUGACUACUUUUUGUCGUUAUCGUCAAAUCUUUUGUAUUAUGGUAUUUGGUCCAUUUGGAAAACAAUUUGUAUUAACUAAACAACUUAAAAUAAAUUCUGCCACCAAUCGUUUAA
Panonychus citri (citrus red mite) is the source of this 1702-nucleotide messenger RNA. Its product is annotated as WD repeat domain phosphoinositide-interacting protein 3-like. Gene Ontology annotation, biological process: protein lipidation; nucleophagy; autophagy of mitochondrion. NCBI's taxonomy places the organism in Eukaryota, Metazoa, Arthropoda, Arachnida, Trombidiformes, Tetranychidae. Gene Ontology annotation, molecular function: protein binding; phosphatidylinositol-3-phosphate binding; phosphatidylinositol-3,5-bisphosphate binding. The record is from RefSeq and is a predicted model, not a curated record. Gene Ontology annotation, cellular component: extrinsic component of membrane; cytosol; phagophore assembly site membrane.